Messenger RNA from Suhomyces tanzawaensis NRRL Y-17324, 873 nucleotides. RefSeq lists its product as uncharacterized. The record is from RefSeq and is a predicted model, not a curated record. The transcript has 2 exons. The annotation marks the transcript as partial. Lineage: Eukaryota; Fungi; Ascomycota; Pichiomycetes; Serinales; Debaryomycetaceae.
AUCGACCACCAGGGCUUGCAAGCGCCAGACGACUCGGAUGGUCAAUCGGAAAUAGUGUACGAAAUCAAGGACCAAGCGUCAUUCCACAUCACCAGGGCAUUGUUCAUCGCCAACCUCAGGAGACCGGUCAACGCCAUCAAUUUCCAGAACUACUUGAAGGAAUUGGCGGCUGACGCUGGUGGAUUGCACGUGGAGAGGGCCUGGUUGAACCGGUCCCGAACCCACGGAAUCGUGCUUGUUGAUAGGGAGGAGGGGGCCGAGUUCAUACGGGACAAGUUGAACGGGUCGGUGUAUCCAUCGCCCGAGGAGGACGAGAAGUUGAAGGCCGAGUACGAGGCCCGUGAACAAGAGAGGUUCGAAUUGGAAUCCGUCCAGUACCAGAAAGCGUUGGACGAUGCGGAGGACGACCGUGAUAAAGACGAGUUGAAGGAGCCAGUGUCUCCCCGCGAGUUCCUGCCUGAAAGGCUCCCACUCUAUGUGGACUAUAUCCCGGUGAAAGCCAUCAACCAAUGGGUGUUUGAAGAAGAUAGGGGACCCCGCAACGGAGUGUGGAAAAUCGAUUACGAAUCAAGAGGCGAGGAAGUGAUAGCGAACCACACGCUAUUGAACGGGGACUUCAUUCCUCGCUACGACGGCAGUGGUCCUAGGCCCUACGAUGUGACGGGCCCCAGACCAUACGAUGGGACUGGGCCUAGACCCUACAACGUGGUUCCUAGCAAGGACGGGUACCAACCAAGGGAUUAUGUGGAUAGUUACAGAGGCGACUAUAAACACGACUCCUACGUUCCGGGCCAAAGAAGUAGGGAAAGACCCAGAACUGACACAUACGAGCCUCUGUACAGGGACAGGUCCCCCCAAAGAUCCAGAUCUCCA